GGGUGUACGUGCUGACGCAGUCCGGGUGGGUCGGGUCGGGGCCAGCGUCAUCUGUUCAAGACAAAUAUCUUUGGUUCAAGCUGCUGAUCGUCGGCGACAGAGACAGAGACAGAGUAGCUACAUCAUUAUUAUCGGAGCGGAUUUCAAGAUUCGGACGGUCGAUGUUAAUGGGGAGAAGGUGAAGCUGUAGAUCUGGGAUCCCGCUGGGCAAGAACGAUUCCGUACAAUCACGUCUACAAGCUGCCCGACCCGCUGAGUGACUCCAGCAUUGUGCGACCUUCUUCCCAUGAUGCAUGCCGCCCCCACGUGACUCGGCGCAAUGGCACGGGUUUAGGAGCCGUUGCUUUGAGGGCGGCCAGGGUGCCGGUGAGCCCCCCUCCCAUCUGCUCGGUGUGCGGGCUGAGCUUCGAGGGGCUGAGCUUCAAUGGAGGACCACAUGGCGGGGCACAACAAGGAGAAACGUUAUGAGUGUGAUGUGUGUGGCAAGGCCUGGCAGUUCCCAAGCCUGCUGGAGGCCCACCGGCGGGUGCACACGGGAGAACGCCCCUUUGACUGCUCCACAUGCGGCAAGACCUUUACCCAGUCGUCGAGCCUGCAGGUGCACCAGCGGGUACACAGCAGUGAGCGGCCCUUCACCUGCUCCGACUGCGGCAAAGGCUUCAAGUCGUUGACAGACCUGAAGCAGCACCGGCAUGUGCACACCGGGGAGCGGCCCUACACCUGCAAUGACUGCGGCAAGGGCUUCACACGCUUCGGCAACCUGCUGGUGCACCAGCGCACCCACACUGGAGAGCGCCCCUACACCUGCACCCAGUGCGGCAAGGGCUUCACCCACUCCAGCAACCUGUUGUAUCACCAGCGCACCCACACCGGAGAGCGUCCCUAUACCUGCGCUCAGUGCGGAAAGGGCUUCACCCAGUCCAGCAACCUGCUCGAGCACCAGCGCACCCACACCGGCGAGCGGCCCUACACCUGUACCCAAUGCGGCAAGGGCUUCACCAGCUCCACCAGGCUGCUGUCCCACCAGCGGGUGCACGCCGGCGACCGUCCCAUCCGCAGACUGGUGUGUAGAGAGCGCUUUGCCAUGGCCUCCCACACCGUGUCUCACCAGCACGUGCACACCAGUGGCCAGCCCUACAACUGCCCGUACUGCGGUGAGGCGUUUGACAGCUCGCGGGAGUUGCGGAAGCACCGGCGGGCCCACGCCGGCGAGCGGCUGCUCCCACUGCAGCAAGCGUUUCAAGAGCAUACGGAGACUGCGGGAGCACCAGCGGAUACACACAGGAGGGAGACCCUUUGUGUACGCUGAGUGUGGCAAGGGUUUUACACACAUGUCCAGUCUGUGGCAGCACAGGUGUACCUUCAGCGUUGAGUUUCCCUUCACCUGCCCAUCCUGUGGUAAGGGCUUCACCCGGCUUGACCACCUGCUGGAGCACCGGUGGCUCCACAUCAGCCAGUGCCCCUUCACCUGCCCGCUGUAUUGCAAGGCCUUUGCCCACACCUCCAGCCUGCUGGCACACCGCAACAUUGUUAGGCGCUGUUUAGGUACACACAAAAAGCUGGAAGGGAUGGGUAAUACUCUAGUCGAGACCCUUCUUCAGCCUCGACCCGAAAAAUCACCCAUUCUCUCCAGAGAUGCUGCCCGUCCCGUUAAGUUACUCCAGCAUUUUGUGUUCUUUUUUGAAAACCAGCAUCUGCAGUUCCUUGAUUUUAAGCCAUUCUGGUUGACCAUCUCUGCACCUUCCCCAAAGCCUCCACAUCAGUCCUGUAAUGGAGUAACUAGAACUGUAUACAAUACUCCAAAUGCUACCUGACCAAUAUCCCUUAAAGCUGCACAUAUACAUUCCUCUCUCCUUAUCUCACACCCUUUUACCUCCUUAUUUUCUCUCGUCUCUGUCACUUACUCCACUCAUCUGCCGAUCACCCCCUCAUCUGUUAACAUAGUGUCAGUCUGAAGAAGGGUCCCGACCCGAAAUGUCACCUAUCCAUGUUCUCCACAGAUGCUGCCUGACCCGCUGAGUUACUCCAGCACUCUGAAACGUCACUUAUCCAUGUUCUCCACAUAUGCUACCUGACCCAUCGAGUUACUGCAGCACUUUGUGUUAGAGUGAUACAAUGUGGAAACAGGACCUUCGGCCCAAGUUGCCCACAGCGACCAACAUGUCCCAGCUACACUAGUCCCACCUGCCUGCGUUUGGUCCAUAUCCCCCCCAAACUCGUCCUAUCCAUGUACCUGUCCAACUGUUUCUUAAACGUUGGGAUAGUCCCUGCCUCAACUACCUCCUCCGGCAGCUUGUUCCAUACACCCACCCAAAAGUUACCCCUCAGAUUCCUAUUGAAUAUUUUCCCUUCACUUUGAACCCAUGUCGCCUGACCCUCGAUUCCCUCACUCUGGGCAAGAGAUUAUGUGCAUCUAACUAAAUUGUGUUCGAUGCAGGAUUCCAGCAUCUGCAAUUUUUUGUGUCUCCUUCACCUUUAUCCACCUAUCACUUCUGAAGAGGGGUCUCAACCUGAAACGUCACCCAUCCCUUCUCUCUAGAGAUGCUGCCGGUCCCGCUGAGUUACUCCAGCAUUUUGUGUCCGCCUAUCACUUGCCAGGCUUUAUCCCGCCCCCAUCUCUCUUUUCCAGCUUCUUUCCCCCACCCUCUCCAAUCAGUCUGAAGAAGGGCUCCGACUCUAAACGUUGUUCCAGGUGCGACAGAGGUUCACCUGCAUCUCCUCCAACCUCAUCUAUUGCAUCCGCUGCUCUAGAUGUCAGCUGAUCUACACGGGUGAGACCAAGCGUAGGCUUGGCGAUCAUUUCGCCGAACACCUCCGUUCGGUCCGCAUUAACGAACCUGACCUCCCGGUGGCUCAGCACUUCAACUCCCCCUCCCAUUCCAUAUCCGACCUCUCUGUCCUGGGCCUGCUCCAUGGCCAGAAUGAGCACCACUGGACGGAAUUGGAGGAACAGCACCUCAUAUUCCACUUGGGGAGUCUGCAUCCCGGUGGCAUGAACAUUGAAUUCUCCCAAUUCUGUAAGCCCUUGCUGUCUCCUCCCCUUCCUAGCUCUCUCUCAGGCCUCUGGCUCCUCCUCCUUUUUUCCUUUCUUCUCCCCGCCCGCUCCCCCCCCCCCCCCCCCAUCAGUCUGAAGAAUGGUUUCGGCCCGAAACGUUGC
This is a messenger RNA of Leucoraja erinaceus (little skate), 3157 nucleotides long. Its product is annotated as gastrula zinc finger protein XlCGF7.1-like. The transcript has 4 exons. NCBI's taxonomy places the organism in Eukaryota, Metazoa, Chordata, Chondrichthyes, Rajiformes, Rajidae. Gene Ontology annotation, biological process: regulation of transcription by RNA polymerase II. Gene Ontology annotation, molecular function: DNA-binding transcription factor activity; RNA polymerase II cis-regulatory region sequence-specific DNA binding. The coding region runs from base 425 to 1309 and encodes 294 amino acids. The record is from RefSeq and is a predicted model, not a curated record.